Messenger RNA from Girardinichthys multiradiatus, 971 nucleotides. It is a transcript of the gene mrpl40, whose product is annotated as mitochondrial ribosomal protein L40. Gene Ontology annotation, cellular component: mitochondrial large ribosomal subunit; mitochondrial ribosome. Lineage: Eukaryota; Metazoa; Chordata; Actinopteri; Cyprinodontiformes; Goodeidae. The transcript has 5 exons. Bases 133 to 744 code for a protein of 203 amino acids. The record is from RefSeq and is a predicted model, not a curated record.
GAUACGUCAUCUCUUUGCGCCUUUUCCCUGAUGUGUUCUGUAAGGGGACACAAGUGAGGCGACAUGUGUAUAUUUUGUUUAUGGUUCUGUUUGAUAUUAAUUGUGUAAAUUCACCCGGCAUCCAGUGGAGACAUGUCUUUAGUCGUUUCACGCUGCAUCUGCGGGCUUUUAUGCCGGCAGGCCGUCCCGCCUCGCUUGCUAUUGGGAGAAUAUUUUCCCGGUAUGCAGAGUCCCUGGUUUUCACCUGUGGUCACACUAAAGACAUCUGCACCACUCAGAGCGGAGCCAAAAAAGAAGAAGAAAGUGGACCCGCGGAGGGAGCAGAUGAUGAGGGAGAGACUGAAGAAAAAGCUGAAGAAGCUGGAAAGGGUUCCUCCUGAACUCAUCCCCAUAGAGGACUUCAUCACGCCGACCAAAUGUUUGGAUGAAACAAGGAAGCGCAUUCCUCCAAGGCUGUCCUUUGAAGAAAGUGAGAGUCGAGCGCUUCUUCUGAAAGAGUGGAGUCAAUACAAACAGAAACAGCACAUGGCUGAAGUGGAGGCCAUCGAGGUUGCUCUGGAGGCACAGAGAGAGGCGCUGGAGGAGCUUAAAUUGGAGUCUAAGGAGCUGUACCAGGCAGCGCUGAAGCCAGAUCCACUUCUGUUUCCUGUCACUCAUGAAGGCCCUGCCUACACGCCUCCGAUCCCAAACUAUGAAGCUCCAGAUGGGAAGUACAAUGAUGUUACUAAGGUGUACACACAGUGAAAGUCUGCGGGGGCUGCCUCUGUCUUGUACUGUUUGACAGAAUUCACUGGGCGUCUUUUAUCAGUCUGUAAAGGAUGUACGGAUAGAAACUUUGCAAGUUGUUUUCUUGCUGAUUUAACUAUAUGGCACUCAUAUUCCUGAUAGUUACUGUCACAACUUUCAUAAUUACUCAUGAGUUGCUUUUUUUAUUCAUACCAGUGUUGAAAAUAAAAACUUCUAAGAUCCAA